AUGAAAACCCUCGUUGUUCUCAUAAGCCUUUUGGCCGUAGCUUGUGCUGAGUUGUCAGCAGAAACAACCACCGCCUACCACUACCACGAGAACGUUGGUAUUCACGAGGCAAUAAGGAUUAAACAGGCUGAAGCUGCUCUCGACUUCGAUGGUUCCAGAAUUGUUGGUGGUGUUCCUUCAAACUUGGGAGACAACCCGCACUUGGGUGGUCUUGUCAUUGCACUAACCAACGGCUGGACCUCGGUAUGUGGAUCAUCUCUCCUGUCCCACACUAAGGCUGUUACUGCAGCUCACUGCUGGUUCGAUGGAAGUAACCGGGCUCGUCAAUUCACUGUUGUCUUAGGGUCAGCGCGUUUGUUCUCUGGCGGUGUCCGCGUCAGUACUAGCAAUGUUGUAAUGCAUCCGGAUUGGACCCCGAGGACCGUUAGGAAUGAUGUUGCAGUAAUUACUUUAAGCCACGUCAACUACAACAAUUACAUUAGUAACAUUGCAUUGGCUUCUGGUAGCAAUCAAUACGUCGACCAAUGGGCCGAAGCUGCUGGAUACGGUGUAACUUCUGACUCACAACAAGGUAUCUCACAGAGCGCUAUCCAAAGCAAAGUGAGCCUACGUGUAAUCACCAACGAUGUGUGCAGAAGGACCUUCCCACGCAAUGUGUUUGACUCCACCAUUUGUGUCGAAACCUCCGGUGGUAGAAGCACAUGCGGUGGUGACUCUGGUGGUCCAUUAGCUAUUGGAAGUGGCAACUCAAGACUUUUGAUCGGUAUCACAUCAUUCGGUCACCGCGACGGAUGCCAGGCUGGUCGCCCUGCAGCCUUCGCCCGUGUUACGUCAUUCUACUCUUGGAUCCGCGGACGCAUGUAA
Messenger RNA from Pieris macdunnoughi, 864 nucleotides. NCBI's taxonomy places the organism in Eukaryota, Metazoa, Arthropoda, Insecta, Lepidoptera, Pieridae. The record is from the annotation of a GenBank genome assembly.